AUGCCGUUGUCCUCAACGGCUCCGCAACCCCUGACGAAGGAGGAGGAGACGCUAGCGACGCCGUCUGCGUCCCUCCCACAGGCACACUCCACGGAGACACCUGAGACCACCCCCACUGCAUCCUCAUCGCCGAAGAUGACAGCAGCAAGCUCGAAAGGAGAAGUCUCAGCUAACGACUCGGGCACACCCACGGCUGCCACAGCGCCACGCGAAACUCGCUUCUUGAGGGAUGCUAAGAUUGAGGAGGACCGUUACAUCUAUGAAACUCUUUACAAGUCGCUCGAUGACACCACUGACACGGCCAUCCGAGACGAACUCACAGUCGGCGAUACCGUCCGCUUCGCCCGCAACGCCAAGCGAGAGUUCAGCAAGGCCACAGGGAUGCCUCUUGGCGAAAAGGCAAAGAGCUGCACCGCGCUGGUGCGCAGCUUCUCACAGAAGAAGAACCAAAAGGUGGCCUACGUCUUCAUUCUCUUCAGCGUUCUCAUCAUGACGUUGCCGGUGAUUGUCCUUUUUAUGGGUAUGAAGCUGGUUGCUCCGUGGAUCGAUAUGGACCCGACGUUGUGCGGUGGUGGUCUGGCCGUGUUCACCGCGAUGUCCUUGAUGUUUUCCUACGUGGUGUUCGCCAUUAUGGAGGAUGCGCAGUGUGGCAGACAGAACGCAAGCGAAGCCGAAAGCAAAAAGGAGCGAUGA
Messenger RNA from Leishmania braziliensis MHOM/BR/75/M2904, 693 nucleotides. RefSeq lists its product as hypothetical. The transcript has a single exon. The record is from RefSeq and is a predicted model, not a curated record. NCBI's taxonomy places the organism in Eukaryota, Euglenozoa, Kinetoplastea, Trypanosomatida, Trypanosomatidae. The coding region runs from base 1 to 693 and encodes 230 amino acids.